Molecule: messenger RNA, 3545 nt
Organism: Corticium candelabrum
Lineage: Eukaryota; Metazoa; Porifera; Homoscleromorpha; Homosclerophorida; Plakinidae
Product: short transient receptor potential channel 4-like
Exons: 10
Coding region: 136-3402 (1088 amino acids)
Biological process (GO): calcium ion transmembrane transport; regulation of cytosolic calcium ion concentration
Cellular component (GO): cation channel complex; plasma membrane
Molecular function (GO): inositol 1,4,5 trisphosphate binding; protein binding; store-operated calcium channel activity
Source: RefSeq, a predicted model, not a curated record
UCGCCUCAUCGCCUCAUCUCAUUGUCUAAUUUUGACACAAAUGGCACGCUAUACAAAUGGCACGCCAUACGACUGGGCACGAGUCUAUUGUCGACGUCCUCACUAGACGCAACGUACGUUCUCUAGAUCUAAACAAUGUCUGACAAACUGGAUGUGGAUCUCGAGCUGAGCAGCGUUUCCGGAGACGAAGCGGAUGGAGGGAUGGACAACAUCUCGAUCGAUGCCGACUCGACUGCUGAGGAGGACACACCAUUCACCAUUUCGAAUCCGUUUGCGUCGAAAGCAAAGCCCGUCGAAAACUCGGCCCGGAAAUCCGUACAUGAACGGCUGCAAGCCGUCGUAGAGGAUAUCAAAGAUGGCCAAGACGCUGAACUGGAUCGCUUGCUAGCUGACGGAGCGAGCGUUCAUCAUUGCUACUCGGAAGAAAGAAACAUGACACCAAUGCAUCUACUGUGUUGCUCGUAUGGUCUUGUAAACGAGGAUGAGGACUGCUGCGAGCCUUUCAUCAACAUGUUUCAAGUGCUGCUUAAUGCUGGUGCUGAUGUGGAUGCCGUUGACGAAGACGGAAAUACGGUGUUGCACAUUGCGGCGGAAGAAAACGUUCCUGUAGCUGCUCUAAAAGAGAUCAUCAAGAGAACAAAGGAUGUCAACCAAUGUAACGACAGCGGAGAGGCAGCCAUUCAUAAAAUGUUUGAAUCCACUGGAAAGGUGACACGUGAAUCUCUGCAAGUUUUGCUGUCAGCUGGGAGUAAUCUCGAGCAACAAGUGUCACGUCGAUAUGACAGUCAUCAGUCACCAUUUCAGUUAAUGGCUGCCAGAGAAGACUGCUGUACGCUAAUGUCUAUCAUCGAUGAAUUGAAACCAGGAUUGCUUAAUCGACAAGUUACUUCAAUGGUUGAACCUGCAGUGAAAUAUGGAACUUUCAAAACAGUAAAGAAUGUUUUAGAUAGGGGAGCUUCUGUUGAUGCAACUGAGAAGCAGCUUAUUCUACUUGCUGCUGAAUCCAGGGAAGACCCAUUGAAGAAAGUUGAUUUGUUGUUGGCAGCAGGUUGUGACGUCAAUGCUGUGGAUGAAGAUGGAGAAAAUAUCUUUCACAGAGCGGCUUGGGCAGACAACCUCGGUGUGGCAAAAAAAGCACACACUCUGAAAAUCGAUCAUAACAAGGCUUCUAGAGAUGGCAUACUACCGAUUCACAUAUGUGCUGGCGUCAAAAGUUCCAAGUGUCUCAAAUUCUUAGUCGAAAUUGGUACCCAGGUGAAUACCACGACAAAUAGAGGAGAGUCACCACUUUAUAUGGCUGUUGAUGUAAAAGCAAAGGAGAUUAUUGGUCUUCUUUUGAAGGCUGGCUGCUCGGUGAGAGACAGGAAACUAAAGGAAUUAGGAAUUGAAAAGAUCAGUACAUUAGCAGAGCCAGAAGUUAUAAUCAGUUCUUCUGCACCUUUGUCAUAUGCAGUGGAUCUCACAGACCUGUUGAAGAAGUGUGCCAAACGAAAUGAAGCUCGCGCACAACAACUCCUAUCUAUGGUGGACGACAUGGAACAGUUGGCAGUCGACUUUAUCAAUGAAAGUGGUGUGUUUGCUGUAGAACUCCUGACGGAUGAUCUAAUAUUCGAUGCCCUAGACAAUGGCCUGAAAAAGUUUAUUGCCAGUGCCGCUGUACAGGAAAAGUUGAAAGAGUCGUGGUAUGGAGAACGCAAAAAGACAGCACUAACAAAGCGUCAAUACCUAACAAAAGUCAGUACGUACUUCCUCAAAAUGCUCUUUCUUCCUUUUCUCAUGAUCAUCAUGUUGCCUCGACAUGGCUGUUAUUACAAACAAUUUUCUGAUGAAUUUCUUGAGGGCAAUGUGGAGCCAGUUGUUGCAUUUAUUGCAAAUGCAGUAUCAUAUCUAAUCUUCCUGAUAUUGCUAAUUGCCAAUGUGAUUGUCAAUAAUCGGGUGACUCGUUGUGAUGAUCUAAUGGAAGGUACGGAAUGUGGACUAAACGCAUUAGACUGGAUUGUCUUUGUAUUUGUUCUGGGAUUGUUGGUUCAGGAAGUCACUCAGUUUAUGAAGGUUGACUUUGGUGAAUACAUUUCAAGCUUCAGUAAUCUAUUUGACUUGACACUCAUGUUGCUAUUUGUGACUUACUACGUACUGGCGAUCAUUGGACUUUACUCGGAGUUAGACAUUGAUGUUCGUUACCAGCUUGUUCGUUCCUCAUAUCAUGUGCUCGGAGUUGCAGCUCUGAUUAGUUGUACUAGAUUUCUUUCAUUUCUGCAAGCACACCCCGUCCUGGGUCCAAUUCAACUGUCUUUUGUUGACAUUACAUCAGAUGUGAUGCUGUUCUUGGUCAUUUUGGGUACAUUUCUUGUUGGAUUUGCUGUCAGUGUUACUAGUGUUUAUUCGGCUAGACUGUACAGUCCUGGAACACAGCAAAGUACAACAGAGCCUUACCAUGUCGACCAUUUUUGGAUUUCUUUGAAGACAAUGUUUUGGGCACUCUUUGGCUUUACAGAUGAUACAUUUUUUAAGGAUGGCAGUGAUGCAGAGGAUUCAGCAGAAACCAUUGUUGGCACUCUUCUGUUUGCUGUGUGGUUGAUCAUUGCUAUCAUUGUCCUCCUCAACAUGCUCAUUGCUUUGAUCAGUUCUUCUUUCCAAAAUGUGCAGGAUAAUGCUGACAUCGAAUGGAAAUUUGCCAGGGCUGUUAUUAUUCGAGAGAUGAAGAAAGCACCUCCUAUUCCAAUGCCUAUGAAUCUGAUUCACCUCCUUGCCAGUGCAGUGUCUCAUUAUUGUUGUCGUCGAUGCACUUAUUGCACAGAUGAUGAUGAAUCCGAUGUUUCCAGCAACAAGACGCUGGUACGAUGUGGAAACGAGCGGGCAUUCGAAAACUUGAAAAAGAAAAUGGCCGAUGAAAGGGAAAAACAGCCUGUAACAAUAGGAGACUUGAAGAAAUUUCGAACUCGUGUUGAUGAAAGUUUUCGCAGGCUUCUAAGUGCAGUUGCCAGAUCUCCAACAAAACAUACGUCACGUGGUCUAACAUUUGAUUUGGAAGAAUCAGACUCAGAAGAAGAGGCCUAUACUUCGUUUUUUCGGCGUCACCUCCAUGCAUCUUCCCGCAGACGUCGUCUACCAGCUACAAAGGAAAAUGAAAAAGAACAAGAACAAGCUGCGCGGAAAGAUUCUGUAAGUGAGAAAAAGGUCAAGGAUAAAACUUUGGAGGCAACAGGAAAGAGUGAGACUCAACUGAGUCCAAACGCAACACUAAAGAAAGACGUAGAGCCUUGUACAGUUACCACAGGAGAAGGCUCGGCACUUGAAGUUCUAAUUUCCAAAAUGGAAAUGAAUCUUAAAGCAUUCGAGGAACUGAAAGGUAACAUUGGAGCAAGAUUGGAUGCAAUAGAAAGCAGGUUACACAGUGAGUGAUUAGUUCCAUCAAGAUGGUUGAAUAUUACUGAAUAUGUGGACUACAUGUUUUGAGUAUGUUUGCUGAACUUUUUAGAAUUUCUACUACAAUUGCGCGUAAAUGUAUUAUAUAAUCUGAGACAUUAUUCAUGGUCAGUCUCUUA